This is a messenger RNA of Manis javanica (Malayan pangolin), 704 nucleotides long. NCBI's taxonomy places the organism in Eukaryota, Metazoa, Chordata, Mammalia, Pholidota, Manidae. The record is from RefSeq and is a predicted model, not a curated record.
AUGACCAAUUUUCGAAAUGAAAGGGGUGAACCGCCCGCCACCACCGACGCCGCACCGCCGCUGCCACCACCGAAGUUCCCUGAAGGCCUUCGCCCAGCGGAAGGGUACAGCCAGAGGGGCGGCCCUGCGAGAGCGGCCGCUGACAGCUCCCCGCGCCCGGUGUGCCCACCCCUCGCCGCCGCCUGGCUCUGCCCCGGGGCGCCCUUGGCCCCACCCAUGCCCAACGCCCGUGCCCAAUGCCCGAGCGGCGAGCCUGCAAUUGGGAAAACCAGCUGCCUGUGUCCUGAGGACACUCAAGAAGCCUCGUGGAGAUGUCUACGUGGCAAUGAUCUGAGUCCUCCUGCCAGAAGCCAUGCCAAUAAUCUAUUUUGGAAAUGGAUCUGUCAUUGCCAGCCAAGCUUCCAGAUGACUGCAGUCACAGCCAACAUUUUGACUGCAACGUGAUGAAAGGACCUGAGCCAGAAACACUUAGUUAUGCUUCUAUCAGAGUUUGGACCCUCAGAAACUGUCUAAUACAUAGUGAUUGUUUUAAGCUAAUGAGUUUUGGAGUAAUUUGUUACACCGCACAUAUAUCUAGUACUUAGCCUUUCUAGUGUUUAAAGGACAGCUACUCCUGACCUUCUCUUCUGAUUAAACAUCCCCCUUUCUUUUCCGAUCUCCCUUUGUGUGGCCCAGUUUUCUGCUCUUUUGCUCCAACACGGGGC